CCGAAGCUGGAAAAUUACGCGUCCCCGCCUGCAGCGUGUCUCGUGGCGGCGCAGUGCAAGCUGACGCGUCGAGCAGGCGCGACGCCUUCUUUUUUUUCUUGUCUCCGCCGAUCGACCCCGUCGCCGCCGCAACAGGCCAGCCUUCUGUUGGCGCGUGGGUAGACUGUCAGAUGGGCUGCAGACGUAAUAGACGCAUGCGAAGCGCGCCGUUGCUUCCGAACGGUUUUCGUCUCUGCUGCGGUCUGCGUCGACGUCUGCACAGAAGUCGCAGGUGCGCGCGGAGCAGCGGAGAGCGGGGCAGGGACGGCAAGAAGCACGGAUCAGGCAGGACACAGGGACAGGCGAUCGCGGUGUCUCGCCAACGGGCGCCGCCGAGAAGUCCGGCCCGUCGCUCUCUCUAUCUUGUGUCGGCCGCUCCGCACCGUCUGUCCCGGCUGAUAGCCCUGCGGUUUACCCCAAUGCGGAAGGCGUCGGCGGGGUUGGAGCCUGCGCUUGCCGACACUCGGACGCGGAGUCUGUCCGCAGCAUGUUUUAUCUACUUUGACAGGUGCACAAGGAGCAAGAGCUGCUCUCAUGGGCUCUGCGGAAGGCUGCAGAGGCUUCAGCAGGCUUCAGCAGGCUUCAGCAGGCUUCAAGAGGCUUCUGAAGACCCAAAUAGCCGGGGAUUACCCGUCCCAACACGGUCGGUGCGGGGUACCCUUGGUCUGAGAGGUGUGCAUCGGCAGCGAUAGGCUGCUCAGCCUAACACAUCCAGACUUCAGUGGUCGCCAGCAACCUAUCCGGGAUUUUGGAGUGUAGUCUCCCGUUGCGGCUUCCGAGGGCAGGACGACACUGGCCGAAAUAACAACGGCCAAGAGGGAGACCGAACUGGUUGUAGACAAACAAUAAUAAUCGCUCAGUCUGUGUUUGGCAUCUUCAUCCUUGAAUGUAAAUAGGGAGGAGUUCCCAGUCAUUCAAAUAAAGGCCAGUUCCUCACCUUUUCACGCCAGGAUAUCCAUCUCCCUUGUACACUUCUUUUCU
Molecule: messenger RNA, 1020 nt
Organism: Pichia membranifaciens NRRL Y-2026
Lineage: Eukaryota; Fungi; Ascomycota; Pichiomycetes; Pichiales; Pichiaceae
Exons: 1
Coding region: 171-731 (186 amino acids)
Source: RefSeq, a predicted model, not a curated record